This is a messenger RNA of Mesocestoides corti, 1470 nucleotides long. NCBI's taxonomy places the organism in Eukaryota, Metazoa, Platyhelminthes, Cestoda, Cyclophyllidea, Mesocestoididae. The record is from the annotation of a GenBank genome assembly.
AUGAUCGGUGUUAGUAAUAUUACAAAUAGGAUGGAUCCUAAUAGCCUGAAAUCACGUGUUUUUGUCGGAAAUCUUAAUACACUUCACAUACAGAAACCAGAACUAGAGUCCAUAUUUUCAAAAUAUGGGAACAUUAUCGGAAUAUCUGUUCAUAAGGGAUACGCUUUUGUUCAAUAUGCAAACGAAGUUCAUGCGCGAUCUGCAGCUGGUGGCGAAGAUGGAAAGGCUUACUAUGGCAUGAAAUUAGUCGUCUUUUCGUUUUUUAACCAACAACACCUCGUUGAUUUGGCCUUACAAACCCAGGCCUUGGCUGCCAUUGGUGGUCAGUUUUCUCAGCUUGGCUUUAUGAACAGUCACAACAGCAAUCCCAGUGGCGGCUCCUCAUUGAAUCUCACAAGCCUAUUUGGUAAUCCACUGUUGAAUAACGCGCCGAAAAUGCCGAGCUUGUCAUCAUCGUCAUCCCGCACACAGCACCAUCGAGCGCAUCGGCAAAUGCCUUCGUCAUCGUCAGCGAAACGGACAAGGCUUGAAAACCCUCCAGUUGGAGGACCCUCGUCCUCCAACAACGUGGGAGGUGUUCGACCUGCGAAUCUCGUCUCGUUGGUUACGCCAAAGCCUGAAUCCAUCUCUCCAAAGUCUUCCUCUACAACAACCACAUCCACCACCAAAAAGUACCCAAGGAGCAAUGCUUCUGUCAUCUCCGACAAACUGUCAUGUAUGAAGGUCGACAACGGUUUCGAUUUGCAGUCAGUCACAUCCAGUGAGGGAGACGAUCGCCGAAGUAGCAUUGGCGCCCACGAGGACAUACUAAUUUGUGGCCACUGUCGAAGAUUAUUUGAUUCGGUAGAUGCUCUGGUAUCACACAAGUCAAGUGGCUGCAAUCUCGACACUGUUGGUGCCCCUCAAUGUCGAUGCAAAAUGACCGGUGAGCCAGAACGCCUUGACUGUGCCUACUGUGGUGACAGUUUUUUAAGUGCUUGGGAGUUGGUCUCUCACUGUCACACGGAUCACGGGUUGACAAUUUACGUGCUGCCCUCAACCGUGUCGCCCGGCGAUGCAUCCUCGCCACCACCUCCCUCGUCCUCUUCGAAGGGAGAGCAUGGUGGUUGCCUCUCACCCGCUGCUGGCGCGCCUCCUGCUCCCGCUUCCUCCUCAACUUUAACGCCGCCGAAGCAGGAACCUUGCGAGGAGGAAGAAGAGCCAGAGGAUCCGCCGACGCCUCAGCAGCCAGAGAUCGGUGAAGAGGAGGAGGAGGAGGAUGAGGAUGCAGAGGAAGGUACGCAGAGUGCGGCGACAACAGCGACGUCAUUGAAACAGGAGGCCGAAGACAGGGUGCCUGCCAGACAUCGGCACGGCCGCGAUCACGGCCACCACGAGGCGUCCAUUUCCGAUGAAGACUACGAGGAAGAAGUGGGCCAUGGGGACGACGAAGACAGUGAUUGUCAAUUCCCCAGUUCUCGUCCGUCGUAG